GGAAGAUCGCAACGCAAAGAUCCCGUUGGGCUGGAAGAAAGAUCGCGGGCAGAACGUCGUCGUCGUCGAUACAGAUUGCAUUCGGCCCUCAUGCAACGUCUUCUCUUGGUCCUCAUGGCCAUGACUGGCGUCGGCUAUGGCUCGUACUGCCAGCGCACGAUGCGCCAGCGCGAACACCUGCAUCCGAGCGUGCAUACGCUGCCGCCACCGACGGCCACCGAGGUGCUGGCGAUGGCGUCGCUACCAAAGGCGCUCGAUUGGUGCGAGCGCGGUAUGUGCACGUCGUCUUGGAACCAGCACAUUCCGCAGUACUGCGGGUCGUGCUUUGCGCACGGCGCGCUCUCGAGUGCGAACGACCGCAUCAAGAUCCUCAACCACAAGCUCGGGUUCCACGGCCCGGACGUGAUGCUCGGGCGGCAGAGCUUUCUCAACUGCGCGCCGGGCCACGGCCUCUCCCACGGCUGCAAGGGCGGCGAGCCCGCGGACGUGUACGAGUUUAUGCACAAGUAUGGCCUUCCGGACGAGACGUGUCUGCACUACAACGCGACCGACUACACCAAGUACAUUGACUUGUACAAUGGCACGUGUCCGCCGGACGGCUACUGCGUCAACUGCAUGAAGACGCCCGACAGCCUCAAUGUGCCCCACUGCUUUCCCGUGACCAAGAUGGUCCGGUAUCGGGCGAAGGAGUAUGCGCGCAUUGCCGGCGAGCAUGCCAUGAUGCACGAGCUCCUCAACGGUCCGAUUACGUGCGGGAUUGCGUGCAGCCCGCCGUUCAUCAACGACUACACGGCCGGGAUCCUGCACGAUACGACCAACUUCACGCACAUUGACCACGACGUUGAGAUUGUCGGGUGGGGCGAGGACGAAGCCGGCGUCAAGUUUUGGCGUGCGCGCAACUCGUGGGGCACGUACUGGGGCGAGAAUGGAUUCUUUCGCAUCGUCCGGGGUAUCAACAACCUCGCCAUCGAGUCGGACUGCCACUUUAUGGUACCGGACGUCAGCGACGAAGCGCUCGUCUGGGAUGAGAGCCCGGCGUUUGGCGGGUCGCUCUACGGCAUCCGCCCCUUCAACGCGACCAAGGCGGCAAAGUACGUUGUCGAAGACACGAGCGCGAUCGCGUGGAACAACGACCGGCAGCACCGCCACGAGACUCGCCUCGAUCUCGUCACGCAGCGACUGGAUGCGACGCCGUGGACGAAGACGCCGGGGCUUUUCGCUGCGCUCGGAGUAUGUGUGCUGCUGGCCUUUCUGACGCUCCAAGGACGUCGGCGCCGGACCUACCAGCGUCUGUAGGCAUGACGUUGAAUACACUGUUUGGUGCCGCUAUACCA
This is a messenger RNA of Saprolegnia diclina VS20, 1334 nucleotides long. RefSeq lists its product as hypothetical. Gene Ontology annotation, cellular component: lysosome. The coding region runs from base 91 to 1296 and encodes 401 amino acids. NCBI's taxonomy places the organism in Eukaryota, Oomycota, Saprolegniomycetes, Saprolegniales, Saprolegniaceae. The transcript has 2 exons. The record is from RefSeq and is a predicted model, not a curated record. Gene Ontology annotation, molecular function: cysteine-type endopeptidase activity.